UUGACCGUAUUGUGCCUGAUGCAACUUUUUGUGGUUUCUCUGCUCACCCCUGCUUCACAAUGAGUCAAGACUAUCACAGACAUGAUGCAAACACCCGGCUCGCCAGGCAAAUCAACUGAGAUGGAGACAAAAACAAACCCUGGAUCUGUAAACAAACAGACGACUGGAGAGAACUGACCCAAAUCUAGAGUUAAUGCACGAGAGUUAAUAUGGAGCCAAACUCGAGCAGGGAAACCUCUCCAGACAUUCUCACAAUCCACACACAUGAUGGGAGGAUUGUCACCAGAAUCAACGUUGCCACACAAACAAGCAGCAGAAAUGAGGACCUCAAAUUUAUGCCAAAGUAUGCUUUGCUCAAGAAGAAAGCAGAUUAUUAUGACAGUUCGGCACAGAGAGCUGACGAUGAGAGUGAGUUGAAGAUAUCCCCAGAUAAUGAAAUGUUGGAUUUGCACAGCAAGGGAAGUCCCCACUCUCCUAAAGCCUGCCAAGAAGGAACAGAAGAGACCUUAACUAAACUUGACAAGGGGGUGACUGAUGGAGAGUCAGGAAAAGAGUCAGUACGCACCCCUAGAGAGCCUGGGCUGAAGUCGAAACAGGAUUCACUUGGAGAAGGACACGAAGAUUAUGACACCUCAAGUGAUUUUUUGGAUUACGAUUCAUCCACCUCAGAAGAGGAGGGUGAAAAAGAAAUGAGCUACAACAGCAUCUUCCAUUUCAAUGUGAAAAAGGAGAGACUAAAGACGUUGCCGCUUAUCAGACGCUACAAAAAUGGCAAAAUAUUCAAUUUAGUCCUUCAAGAUGGAACUGGACAUGUGUGCUAUCCAUCGGGAAGUCUUGCCAUCCUCGUGGCAACAUCGCAUUCAACCAACUCGUCCUGUGUGGUGGUUCUGGAUAAUAAAAUCGAUGAGCCGCAGAUUAAGGCGCUUUUCACCAGCAGAGAGCAGACCUGCUUUCAUGCGAAUGGCAAAAUUUGGGUUAAUCUUACUUCAACAGGAGGUACGUUGUUCAGUCACACAGGAGAUCUGAAGAAACGCUGGAAGUGGCAGGACAAUGAGCAACAUGUCCACGCUCCCCCCUGCCAGCCCAUGCACCUCACCCUAAGCCCUUUCCUUAAAGUCAGCAUCAAAUCCCAGGAAGACAUCAGCAUCCUUUUCAACUCCAAUAAACACAGUGUGGAGGUCAACAAAGAGGCCAGUGUGGACGCAGAACAUGUCAGGCAGGAAACGGCGUCAGUGACUGACUCGCUUCGGUCUUAUCUGAAGCAGAAGAGUCCAGAGAUCAAGGCGCUGCUCCAGAACAUCCAGUCCCUCGUCACCGAUCAAAGCAGCCCAACUCCAUCGAAGGUCAGCCCUCAUCCUGCAGAUGGAGAGGCAGCAGCUGCCAGUGAAAAGGCAACUCUGCCAAAAAGACCCCCCAAAGCGGACAAUGUCCUUCAAUAGGAUUUUCUCAUUUGUGUGAAGCGACUUGAGCCGUGGCGUCCCUUGAAUUUAAAUUUAACGACUAAGUGGUU
Molecule: messenger RNA, 1510 nt
Organism: Poeciliopsis prolifica (blackstripe livebearer)
Lineage: Eukaryota; Metazoa; Chordata; Actinopteri; Cyprinodontiformes; Poeciliidae
Product: glutamate-rich protein 6-like
Exons: 10
Coding region: 210-1439 (409 amino acids)
Source: RefSeq, a predicted model, not a curated record